AUGGGCUUUAAAUGUGAAAUUCUAUCCUUUAUCAUCCUGUUGUUUAUUCCAGGUUCUGUAGGUGAGCGUAUCAGUGUGUCCUGCAAGCCUCAGACUAUCUGUGCUCUGCAGGAUUCAGAGGUGAACCUGACCUGCUCUUAUUCAAACACCAACAUCAGAACUGUCUUCUGGUUCAACUCCAAACAGAAAGAUAAAUGGAAGAAUCAGGAUCAUCCAGAGGAUUUAACUUUACAUUCAGACUGCGCAGAACAAGUGACCACUAAGACCACCAGCUCCAACUCAACUCUUACAAUAAGAGACCUGAGAGAGGGAGACUCUGGAGAUUAUCAGCUCAUGAUUAUUACAGAUGAUGGAGUGAAACAUCAAAGCUCUCCUGCAGUCAGACUCACAGUUAUGGUCCUUCAGGUCAAGGAGAAUAGAGAGAAAUUGACCUGUAGAACUUCCUGCAGUUUGACUUCUGGGACUCAUUCUUACAAGUGGUACAAGAAUGGAGGAGAGGUUUUUGGAAUUGGUGGUGAUAAGGGUUCUUUGACUUUGUCCCACCUUACUGCUGGCAGUUACUCCUGCUCUGUUAGCAGCCAUACAGAAAUCCACUCCAAUGCAGUGUGUGAGUAUUAG
Astyanax mexicanus (Mexican tetra) is the source of this 618-nucleotide messenger RNA. RefSeq lists its product as uncharacterized. The record is from RefSeq and is a predicted model, not a curated record. NCBI's taxonomy places the organism in Eukaryota, Metazoa, Chordata, Actinopteri, Characiformes, Acestrorhamphidae. The transcript has 3 exons. The coding region runs from base 1 to 618 and encodes 205 amino acids.